UAUAAUCAGAUCUCUGGUGGAAUGUUCAUGAGUUUCAAACUAUAUCCGUAACGGUAUCUAUAUUAAAUGGUUUAUUUACUUUCUGUUUCGACUACCUUGAGCUAUUCGAUACAUCGCAACGAAAGAAAAAUAUUUAGAGAGUUUUUAUCAAACUUUUUAUUUAUUAGAGAAGAUAUAUUUUUAUUCAGUUUAAAUGUAUUCCUAUCAUAAUGUUUCGUGGUAAAGGUUGGUUUUCUGGAGGCAUGUGGAAACCAAAGAAUCCACACUCUUUGGAGCACUUGAAGUACCUUUAUCAUGUACUGUAUAAAAACCAAACUGUCACUGAGCAAAAUAAGGGUUUAUUAGUUGAAACCCUUCGUUCAAUUGCAGAAAUUUUAAUUUGGGGAGAUCAAAAUGACAGCACUGUUUUUGACUUUUUCCUUGAGAAAAACAUGCUGUCAUUUUUCCUAAAGAUUAUGAAGCAGAAAUGUGGACGUUAUGUGUGUGUGCAAUUGCUUCAAACUCUGAAUAUACUUUUUGAAAACAUUAGGAAUGAAACAUCACUGUAUUAUCUUUUGUCAAAUAACCAUGUGAAUUCCAUCAUUGUCCAUAAGUUUGAUUUCUCAGAUGAAGAAGUUAUGGCUUAUUACAUUUCAUUCUUGAAAACUUUAUCUUUAAAACUGAAUACUCAUACUAUUCAUUUUUUCUACAAUGAACAUACAAAUGAUUUUCCUCUUUAUAAUGAAGCCAUUAAAUUCUUCAAACAUAGUGAAAGUAUGGUUCGUAUUGCUGUACGAACAUUGACAUUAAAUGUUUUCAAAGUGGAUGACAAAGCAAUGCUGAAAUUUAUCCGAGACAAAACAGCAGCUCCUUAUUUUUCGAACCUUGUAUGGUUCAUAGGAGAGCAUGUCAUGGAAUUGGAUAAGUGUGUGAAAUCAGCUUCAGAGUUUCAGAUAAAAACAAAACUGGCAGAUUUGGUAGCUGAACAUCUUGAUCAUCUGCACUAUCUGAAUGAUAUAUUGUGCCUACACAUUGAUGCUUUGAAUGAUGUUUUGACUGACCACUUGUUGAACAAAUUGCUCAUACCAUUAUAUGUGUAUUCAUUAGUUCAAAAUGAACAAAGUGCCAGUAGUGAAGAAGAAAGGCCUCAAGUUAGUUGCAUUGUUGCUUUAUUCUUGCUCUCUCAGGUUUUUCUGAUUGUCUCACACAAACCUCUUGUUCAGCAACUUGCUAAAAUAAUACUGAAUGCAGAAAUGUCUUUGUUCAGCAAUGGGGUUCCAAAUAUUACAAUGAGUGAACAUUGUACUUCUGAAAUAUCUGCAACUGCAGAAGCCUCUCAUAAUCAACAGCAUAGUGAAUCAACUCUUCAGGGUAUUAAUAAUACUAACUGUACCAAUGGAACCAGUGUUGAAGAAGGAUCAAAUAUCACAGAUGAAGAAAAAGCUGUAGCUGCUAAAAUGUCAACUCAUUUUGAAACUAUGCAAAAAGGUUUUUCUUUGUCAAACAGGCCAUUUUUGGAAGCAAUUUUUAAUGCUUUAGACUGCACCGAGAAUGACCAUGCAGCUCUUUUUGCCUUGUGUGUUUUAUAUGCUAUAGGACACAAUCCAGGUAUUAAUCAAGAUCUUCUAGAUUCAGUUCUAAUGCCUUCUGAAAAAUCUGAGACAAAAUUCUGUUACAACGUUAAUUUGGUGGAAAGAUUGAUUCAGAUCAUUAAUCUCAGUUGUCAAUAUAGUAGUAAAAUACGAAUUGCAACUCUGCAGAUGACUAUUUUAUUACUAAAGCAGUUAGCUGUAACAGAAACUGAGAGCAGCCUUCUAGAUCAACAUUUAGCUGCAAUAGAACAAAGUCAAGAAGAAAGUACUUUAAUGCUAAGAAAUUUUUACAAAAGUGAAGAAAUUUUUUUGGACAUGUUUGAAGAUGAAUAUGAGAAAAUGAAAAAGAAGGCUUUGAAUGUGGAGUAUUUGAUGAUGGAUGCAAAUCUCUUGCUGCCACCCACUGGAACACCAAUGUCUGGCAUCGAAUUCCAUAAAAGGCUGCCUUGUGGGGAAGUUGAAAGAGCAAGACGAGCUAUUAGAGUGUUUUUUCUCCUAAGAGAUCUAUCUUUGACACUUCGGAGUGAAGAGGAAAACCAGCUUCCCUUGACAAAUAUUUCUUCUUGUGUUAAAGUGAAUGAUGCCUUAGAUUUAACUAAUAGUAAUAUUAUAAACUGUACUGUCAUUACCAAAGAUGGGCAAAAAAUAAAAGGUUUCAUGGUUAUCGAAGCUUUACAGUUGAUUUUAGUUGAUCCAGAUAACAAACGUGGUGGUUGGGGUAUAGCCAAAUUUGUUGGAUUCUUGCAGGACAUUGAGGUAACUGGUGAUAAAGAUGAUAGCCGUUGUCUCCAUAUCACCAUCCAUCGUCCGUCCAGUAUAGCAGGGGGGAGCAUUCGAUCUCCUCUUCUGGCUGCAAAAUUUGUCUUUGAUGAUCACAUCCGAUGCAUGGCUGCUAAGCAAAGGCUAAGCAAGGAACGACAAAAGGCUCGGCAAUUGAAGCUGCACCAAAUCGCUCGUCUUCUGGAACUACCAGACCACAUACAGCCAUGUCCCUCUCCUCUCAGAUACAGCCUGCAUUCAGUGAAGAGUGCAGACAUUUCAUUAAUGCACCGUAGCCAAUCUCAAGAUACAGGCCUGAGAGGAAAGACUGCUUCUAGUUCUCUACGUCCCACUUACUGCCACCACCGCCCUCUACUUCCUUCCUCCAGCCGAGUCCCAGGACAUGCAGCCAUACUCAAGCACAGUGAACCAGAAGAGAAACGUUCCUCUGAGCGCAGGCGGACUAGCAGCAGUCCCUCAUCCCCUAGGAGGCAUGGCUCUCGCUCCCGAGAGUCUUCUCCUCGACAGAGUGUCAGUUCAGAGGAGAUUCCAUUAGAAGAUAUGUCCCGAAUCCACAAUGCUCGUCAUGGCAGCCCCAGUAUAAGACGACGUAAUUCGUCCGGUUUGCCACAGGCAAGGAUCAGUGCUCCACCUGGUCUUUGCAACAUUCACCAACAGUUAGUGCUCGGUCAAAAUGUGAACUCUACUAGUGUGAAUGACAAAACCAAUACAGGCAGCUCUACUGAGCGGGGUCCUAGAUCCAGUGAUGAACUUUUCCCCAGAAACAUUGUUAAAGAAGAAAUGAGUGAGGCACCUACUGUUGCAAGGAAUCCAACAAAUGUUACAGAUACUCCUUUGGCUAUGCAUAGUCCUACUGAAGCUUGCAACAAACCAUGUUGUGUUGCUGAACAAUCAGAUGAAAAAUUCCAUCCACCUUCCUCUGCCCUGAAUGCUUCGGAGACAAACACUCAGGGUUCUUCUGGGAGCAAAGUCAAAGGAGCCAUACAGACUGUAUAAAAUGUACCAUUUCCUUGUUUUGUAAUGUAUUGAAUCACUUGUGUGGGCUUAUAUUCCUUUGGACUAGGCCUGGUUUAAAACUAUAUAAUAGGUUACUUUACAGUGAGGUAUUUAUUUUUACUGCAACAAAAUUUUGUUUCUAAUAUCUCUCUAAUUAUUCCUUUAAUGGUUAAAUUGAAGUUUUGGAGUUAUUCAUUGAGUCUGUGCUGUUUUUCUAAAUAAACAUAAAAUUUUAUGGUAUGAUUUAUUUAAUUAUGUAGUGAUCAUUUUGUUCCAGAUUUCUUCCCCCCCCCCUCCUCUUUUUUUUUUUUUUUUUUUUUUUUUGCAUUUUGCAUUUUGCAUUCAGCUGAGUAUGAAUUUUUAACUGUAAUAACAAACUUCUUGAACGAAAUUUUUUAAUAUAACAGUAUAAGCUUCUUUAGGUUGCUGAUUUACACAAUGAAUACUGGAACAUAAUUGUAUGACACUUGCAUUUUAUUAACAAUUUUGACUAUCUCAUUCAUAUUGUAAUAAUUUGUGUCAAACAGUUUUUUUUUUUUUCCCUCAAAAUUAUAAAAUUUUAGUAGAUUCCUUGAAUGCAGUAUAUUGAAAAUAAUUGAAUAAAAUUGAUGAAAUUUUGCAAAUUACUUUUAGCACUCAAUUCUAUAUAUGUAUAUAUAGGUCUAAUUAUAUUCUGUCAGUGUAAUGAAUAUGUCCAUUCGUUUGAAUAUUUGUAAAGAAAUCACUUUGAAAUGUUCUAUUUACAAUAAAUGAGCAACGUGUCAAUCAGAAAAAUGCUUCAUAAACCUAAACUAAUACAAUUUUUUUUUUUUUUUAAAUGGGAAAAUUUUUCGUCUUUUUUUUUUUCAGACAAAAUUACUUAUACAAUAGAAUGAUAAAAAAAAAAAAGGAAAUAUUUUUUAGUGUGUAAUAUUUACCAUAUGUGUAGCAGAUAUAUAGAUUAUUUAUAUAAAUGCUGUAGAACUCCCAUUUAACCAAAUUAAUUGGGACCAGAUCCAAUCUAACUAAUUGGAUAAUUAAUGCAGGGUAUGAAAUCUCUUUUUAAUAUAUUGAUUUAAUGACUAUAAAAACAUAGUUGUAUAUAUUUUAAUAUAAACUAUAUUAAAAAUAUUGCUUGGACUUAUCAAUCGAAGUAGGUUGUUCCACAACUUUUAUUUGUUUUUACUGAGAAAAAUUUUAUUUCCAUAUUUCUUAUAUAGCAUUUUAAAUGAUUUUCUAUAAAAAUAUUUAAAAUUGUAACAUAUUUUUUUAAGAACUAUUAAUUUUCGUUACUUUUUUACCUAAACAUUUCACAAUUAUAACUUCACUGGAUAUAAGGGACAAUAGGUGUUGUACUUUCAUAUCUUUCAAAUUGUAUAAAAAAUAUAUUGAGGAACAAAUGUCUUGGAUUUUCUAAUUUUGGAAUCAGACAACAGUGUGGAUUUAAAAUAUCUUAAAAGAAUGGACAAUUAACAUGAAACUCCUUUUAAUAUGUUUUGUCUUGCAGUUUUUUGAAUUUUUUGGGAAAACUAUUGAGGAAUUUACAAACAAAUAUCUUGGAUUCCUAAAACUGAAAUUAGCCAACAAUAUAAUUUUGCCAGUUUCUUAAUAAAAUAGAAAAUUUUACAUUUUUAAGAAAUUUUGUCAAAAAAGUAAAGAAAAUUUAUUAAAUCUAAUGUCUUGUUGGGUAUUUCCAGAAUUGCACUGAAGUCACAUUUCAUACCUUUUUGAAAAACUGCACAAACUCAUUGGCCAAAUCGAUAUAUAUUUUUUAACUUUUAAAAAAUUUAUGAUUAAUGUUAUUUCUAAACAAGAGAUUUGAUUUUGAUAGGUUUUUAUUUGUUUUAAAUAGAAGGUUUGAAGUUUCACUUAUGGAGAUGUGUUGUAUAAAAUUUCACAUUGAGUAAUACCAUAGUUAAUUGCUAAAAUAAGUAAACAGCUUCUUUUUUUUUAAUUGUAAAAUUAAGAAGGAAACAAGCAUAUAGAUUUCAAACAUAUUAGGAACAUUUCAGAAAAUAUAGUUGAUGUAUAAUUAUUUAUACAUAUGUUGUAAAUAAUCUUUUCCGCACUGACUUUGAUUGAAUGUUUGCUAAAAGGUUCUAAUAUUUUGUGAUGAAGAUAAUUUUAUAUUUUCAUUAAAUCAUUUAUAUAUAUAUAAAUUAUUUCUUUUCUUGUAUAAUAAAAUGUUUAUUUUCAGUAUGAAAUUCAGAAUUAUUAAUACCAGUAAUUGUUAUACUAAUGAUUUAUAGCGAUUGAAAUUUAGUGGGGUUUUUUAAUUGUAAUGUAUAAAUCAAAAUUUAUUUUUUAAUGUAUGAUAAAUGCUGAUGUAUAAUUUGUAACAUUGACUGUUGUACAAGAUUUAUAAAAGUUUAUUUUAGUCAUUGUCAGUGAGUGUAUAUAUGCUUUUACUCAUUACAAAUCUCUGAAACAACAUAAAGAGAAAAAAAUUUCUCAAUUGCAGUCUACAAAAGGAGGAUUUUCACUUAAUAUAAAUUUCUUUGUUGCACCAAACAAUAUGGGAACUGAUAUAUAGCGAAACAUGUUUCUUUUGAAUUAUCACUAGAAGUUGCAUCACAAGAUUUUGUUCAUUGUAUUUUCAGGUUUUCCAUUUUUUACACAAGCAAACAAAUGCAAUGUAUUUUUAUAGUUUCUAAAUCUCCUCUUCUGCCCAGCAAAAAAAAAAAAAAAUUAACUAUCUCUAUAUUGUUUUUGUUAUAUCAAAAUAUUGUAUAAAAGUUUUCAAAACAUUUUAUUGAUAUAAGACACUUGUAUAGAUUAACUGUAUCUGUUUCUGUAUUGUUAUAUGCAAUUGUUGCAUUGUAUUUGUUAUUGUCAUGAAUGCCAUAUAUCGUUAGUGGUGCCAACUGUUGCAUCAAAUUUUUGUAUGUUUUACAACAUUUUGGUGUAACAGUGGCGAAAUAUGCCCACCAAAAUGGAGAAUUUUAAUCUUUGUUUGGUUACAGUAUUUAAAGCCACUGUAAUAUACUUCUGAGAUGCAUACCUAUUGUAUGGAUUGUACUACACAAAAGGAUAAAUUUGUUUAACUCAAAAUAAACUCAAAAUAAUUUUAUAAUUUA
Molecule: messenger RNA, 6403 nt
Organism: Argiope bruennichi
Lineage: Eukaryota; Metazoa; Arthropoda; Arachnida; Araneae; Araneidae
Gene: ema
Product: protein CLEC16A homolog
Exons: 23
Coding region: 210-3347 (1045 amino acids)
Biological process (GO): endosomal transport; regulation of autophagosome maturation; endosome to lysosome transport
Cellular component (GO): late endosome; endolysosome membrane
Source: RefSeq, a predicted model, not a curated record